AUCAUUAUCAAACUAUGAGCAUUUAUUGAACAUAAUCUCAUCAUCAUUCGCUCCCCGCACUCUGGAAAUUAAUUUCCCCGCAAUUUGAGCAUGAUAGACUACGGCAGAUAUCAUUCGGCUUCCAGGCUACCUGGUCUCUUUUUGAUCAAGGCAAUAACCUACCAACCAUGGACUACCAACCAUCUGGCUCACAUUAUGCAGAAUGACCUGCCUAUACACCCGGUCAUUUAGCCCUUGGCGCAUAUAAAUUCAAAGCUUGAUCCUCAUAAGCAUAUACCAAGAUACCAAGCUUUACGAAGAUCGAAUCUAUCCUCUAUAACGUCAAGAACCGUGUCAAUCAUGCUCACUAUUACCCAUCUAUUGGUCGCACUGUCAGCCGUCACAGGCUCGCUCGCGACUCCGGUCGCAAAGUCCACGGGUGAUGAUAGUCCAGAUUUCGAUUUCAGUACCAACAGUAUCACGCGCCGACAAGACUACAACCAAAACUACAAAACAAGCGGAAAUGUCAACUUUAGCCCUUCCAGCAACGGAUACUCCGUGACGUUCUCGGGUGCUGGAGAUUUUGUGGUCGGCAAGGGAUGGAGAACUGGAACAACAAGAAACAUCAACUUCAGCGGCUCUACAAGCGCAACAUCUGGGACCGUGCUCGUGUCUGUUUACGGGUGGACCAAAAACCCACUCAUCGAAUACUACGUUCAAGAGUACACCAGCAAUGGUGCAGGGUCGGCCCAAGGACAAAAGGUUGGCACAGUCACCUGCGAUGGCUCUGUCUAUGACAUCUGGAAGCAUCAGCAAGUGAAUCAACCGUCUAUUGUCGGCACAUCCACAUUUUGGCAAUACAUCAGCAACAGGCAAGAUAAGCGUCCUGGGAGUGGGACCGUUACUACCAAGUGUCACUUUGACGCAUGGAAAGCACUUGGCUUGAACUUGGGGACGCACGAUUACCAGACAUUGUCGACUGAGGGAUGGGGAAAUGCCGGUGGUAACUCAAAGUAUACAGUCUCCAGCUCUUAGCCCCUUGUAUCGUGUCUGGCGAGUUCAAGCAAUACGAGCCCAUACAGGGACUGUGAUAGUCCACUGUAAAUUCCUAAAACGCUAUUUGUAUUGUAUACAAAGGAAAACCAAGAGCUUCACACGUUGAAAGUUUUUGUGCCGCAUCGUCUCAUAUUGCCUGUAGGCC
This is a messenger RNA of Aaosphaeria arxii CBS 175.79, 1180 nucleotides long. Its product is annotated as glycoside hydrolase family 11 protein. Gene Ontology annotation, biological process: xylan catabolic process. Gene Ontology annotation, molecular function: hydrolase activity, hydrolyzing O-glycosyl compounds. The coding region runs from base 340 to 1014 and encodes 224 amino acids. The transcript has 2 exons. Lineage: Eukaryota; Fungi; Ascomycota; Dothideomycetes; Pleosporales. The record is from RefSeq and is a predicted model, not a curated record.